This is a messenger RNA of Exophiala dermatitidis NIH/UT8656, 1338 nucleotides long. Its product is annotated as protein btn1. Gene Ontology annotation, cellular component: vacuole; membrane. The transcript has 2 exons. The record is from RefSeq and is a predicted model, not a curated record. Bases 1 to 1338 code for a protein of 445 amino acids. Lineage: Eukaryota; Fungi; Ascomycota; Eurotiomycetes; Chaetothyriales; Herpotrichiellaceae. Gene Ontology annotation, biological process: regulation of intracellular pH.
AUGGCUCUGCCGCUCCCAGGCUCUCCUUCGUCGUCCUGGGGUCUGUUUCGGGAGCGAUUGAAGCAAACCUUCAGUGGUGCUGACCCGAGAGUGUGCGUAGCAUUCUGGCUCUUCGGCUUGAUCAACAAUGUCCUCUAUGUCAUUAUCCUCUCCGCGGCGCUCGACCUUGUCGGCCCCAAUGUCCCCAAAGGAGUUGUCCUGCUCGCCGAUGUCAUCCCUUCGUUCCUGACCAAGCUCUGCGCUCCAUAUUUCAUCCACGCUGUGCCGUAUCCGGUGCGCAUCCUGAUCUUCGUGGGAUUAUCCGCGGCGGGCAUGCUUCUGAUAGCCCUUACACCGAGUUACACCGAUGGCGGGACGAUCGCAACCAAGAUGGCGGGCGUCAUAUUGGCAUCUUUGAGUAGCGGCGGCGGUGAGUCGACCUUUGUCGGGCUGGUGCACUAUUAUGGACCGUUCAGCCUCGCUGCUUGGGGCAGCGGCACUGGAGGCGCAGGGUUGAUAGGAGCGGGAGCAUACGCCAUAGCAACGACUUCUCUCGGUCUCAGCGUCAAAACCACCUUACUAGCCUCGGCCUGCUUACCCGCCGUCAUGCUGUUGAGUUUCUUCCUAGUUCUGCCACUGGGGCCACUCCGAGUGCACUCAAAGUUACACCAUGGUGUUGCUGAUUUGGCAGGGGAUGACGAGAACGAAGAUAUUGAUUAUACUCAACGUGAAGGGUUGCUUUCCUCCGAAAGUGCCCCUAAGCCGGUCUUUGCCUCCCAACGGACCCCAUCCUCCGCCUGGAAGAGCUUCACACAUAACCUUGCACGGUCGAAAGCGCUCUUCUUCCCUUUCAUGCUUCCUCUCCUCCUAGUAUAUGUGGCGGAGUAUACCAUCAACCAGGGGGUAUCGCCAACACUGUUGUUUCCCCUUCGAGAGACGCCAUUCAAGCACUUCCGUGCCUUCUAUCCUACCUACAACGCCAUAUAUCAGGCGGGAGUGUUCAUUUCACGGUCUUCCACACCAUUCCUACGGGUGCACAACCUCUACGUGCCGUCGUUCUUGCAGGUGGCCAACUUGGUCGUCUUGACGCUACAUGCCGUCUCCAACUUCAUUCCCAAUGUGUACAUUAUCUUUGCCAUCAUAUUCUGGGAGGGCUUGCUUGGCGGGCUUGUGUACGUCAACACAUUUGCCGAGAUCAGCGACACGAUACCCAAGGAAGAUCGGGAGUUUUCCUUGUCUGCAACCACAGUCAGCGAUUCGGGCGGUAUCUGCAUCGCCGGCUUCAUCAGCAUGGCUGUCGAGGUGUGGCUGUGUAACUGGCAAGUCCGGCACGGCAGGAAGUACUGCAAGAAAUUGUGA